Messenger RNA from Adineta ricciae, 2307 nucleotides. Lineage: Eukaryota; Metazoa; Rotifera; Eurotatoria; Adinetida; Adinetidae. The record is from the annotation of a GenBank genome assembly.
AUGGUAAGUUUGAAUACAUCGGAUGACUUAUUACGAUGUCCAAUCUCAAUGGAAUUAUUUCGUGACCCAGUCUUAGCACCAGAUGGUCAUACAUAUGAAAGAAAAGCGAUCGAAAUAUGGAUUCAAAAGAAUGGCACAAGUCCCAUGACUCGACAACCAUUGUCUAUUGAACAAUUAUAUCCAAAUCGUACGGUAAAAGAACUUGUCGAUAUAUUUGAAACAUCGUUACGACAACGAAAUUAUAAAUUCACAUUAGACGUUGAUGUGAAGAAAAAGAAACGACGUCCUAUAUUUCAAACUUUUGGAAAAACAAUUUAUGCUGCUGAGUGGGUUGUGGAUAAAAAUAAACGACCCGAAAUAAUUAUAUUAAAAAUUGAUAGUACUAGAGCAAAAAAAGAAGCAUCUUUUUACGUCGAUUUAAGUCGCCAUCCGCAUAUCAUUCGAACAUUCGGUUUUGUUUAUGAUAGACAAAAUCUUGAGCAGCAAUACAAUUCAAUUUUACUUGUACAAGAAUAUGCACCGGAGGGAAGUUUAUAUGAAUUAUUACAAGAAAGAACAAUAGUUCCUGAUGAAAAGAUUCUGAUAGAAAUGUUUUUGCAAAUUAUUGAAGCAAUGAUAUGUUUGUCAUCAAAUCAUGUUGUUCAUGGUGAUUUGGCUUGCCGAAAUGUUCUAGUCUUUCAUUUCGAUGAAAAUCAUCCAGAAAGAACUAUUGUGAAAAUCACUGAUUUUGGUCUUAGCCGAUAUAGUCAACUAUAUUCAACGACACCCGGUGCUGCUAUGACUGUGUUGAACAUAGUUCCUAUUCGAUAUGCAGCACCUGAAAUACUUUCAUCGGAUUCAGUAGAGAAUUAUACACAAAAAUCUGACGUAUAUUCAAUGGGUGUGUUGAUGUGGGAAGCAUAUUCAGGAGGUUUAAUGCCGUGGACGAGCAUCGAUAGUGAUAAUGAUGUUAUUCGACGAGUUAGAAAUGGUGAAACACUAUCUCAACCAUCGAACUGUAGUCAACCAUUCUGGUCAAUCAUGACGAAAACUUGGUCUAUACUUCCGAAUGAUCGACCCACAUUCAGCGAAUUGAAACAUCUUCUAGCUGCACAAUAUUAUCAUUCAGUCGCUGUUUAUAUAAUAGAUUUUUCAUCGAAAAAUGGAAUCGAACGAUACGACAUGAAAGUUGAAUGUGACGUUAACCAAAUCGUCGACACAGAAACUCAACUACUACAGGAAGAGCGAAAAAGAAAACCUACUGAAGAACGUAUACUACUCGAACAAUUAAAACAAAAAGAACCACCAUCAAUCACUCAAGCAAUCCUGGCUGUUAUUGCGUGUUUUGCUGUACUAUCCAUCCGUUCCUUGAUUCGUACUAGUGAACUUCAGCGUCCUGAAAAACCAGAACAAAUUAAAUCAGAAUGGAACGAAAUUGGAGUUACAGUCGCGGGAGGAAAUGGCGGUGGAAACCAAUCAAAUCAACUUUACUUUCCUUCUAAAUGUUUGAUCGAUAGAGACAAAUCUAUUUUGAUUACCGACCUUGGAAAUAACCGUAUUGUUAAAUGGAAAUAUGAUGCGAACGACGGUGAAAUCAUGGUGAUUAGGCAUGAAACUGGAGACCAAAUUGAGCAAUUAAGUGGCCCAAGAGACAUUAUUGCUGACAAACAAAAUAAUUCUUUUAUUAUCUGUGAACAAUAUAGAAAACGAGUAUUGCGAUGGCAGUUUUAUCAAAAUGAAGUAAAGCAAGAAGUACUCAUUGACAAUAUUUCAUGUUAUGGUUUAGCAAUGGACAAAGAUGGAUUUCUUUAUGUUUCCGAUGAUCAGAAGAACGAAGUGAGAAAAUGGAGGAAAGGAGACAAUGAAGGAAUUGUAGUCGCUGGUGGAAACGGAAAAGGAGAUGAAUUGAACCAGUUCGAUAGUCCAACUUUUAUUUUUGUUGACGAAAAUUCUUCUAUCUAUGUGUCGGAUUGGAAAAAUCAUCGAGUUAUGAAAUGGAGAAAGAAUGCACAACAAGGAAUUAUUGCAGCUGGUGGAAAUGGCGAAGGGAAUGGUCUGAAACAAUUGAGUAGUCCUCGAGGAGUAGUCGUCGAUUAUUUGCAUCAAAUCUAUGUAUCAGAUAUGGGCAAUAAUCGGAUAAUGCGUUGGACUGAAGGAAAUGCUGAAGGUUCAGUUUUUGUCGGUCGAUACGGACCAGGAAAAGCAUUACAUCAGUUACGCCAACCUACUGGUUUAUCAAUGGAUAAUCAAGGAAAUUUAUACGUUGCUGAUUGGGGAAAUUAUCGAAUUCAAAAAUUCGAAAUUAGUCGUCAAAAAAUAAUUCAUUGA